AUGGUGAAGUUUCUGAAGCCAAACAAGGCGGUAGUGAUCCUCCAGGGCCGUUACGCCGGGAGGAAGGCCGUGAUUGUGCGUAACUUCGAUGAUGGCACGCGUGACCGUCCUUACGGACACUGCCUAGUGGCUGGAUUGGCCAAGUACCCGCGCAAGGUGAUCCGAAAAGACUCCGCGAAGAAGCAGGCCAAGAAGUCUCGCGUGAAGUGCUUCAUCAAGCUGGUGAAUUAUAAUCACAUUAUGCCCACGCGUUACACCCUCGAUGUGGACCUCAAGGAUUUGGUGACCCUCGAUUCCCUCCAGUCCAGGGAUAAGAAGGUCACGGCUGCCAAAGAGACCAAGGCCCGGUUUGAGGAACGGUUCAAGACUGGGAAAAAUCGGUGGUUCUUCACCAAGCUGAGGUUUUGA
Messenger RNA from Fraxinus pennsylvanica, 408 nucleotides. NCBI's taxonomy places the organism in Eukaryota, Viridiplantae, Streptophyta, Magnoliopsida, Lamiales, Oleaceae. The record is from the annotation of a GenBank genome assembly.